AUGGCACCACGGGUGUGGCUCAUCACUGGCUGCUCGUCCGGCUUUGGAGACGCAUUUGCUCGUGAGCUUCUGGGGAGAGGCGAGAAGGUCAUCGCAACAGCACGAAAUAUUCAAAGCAUCGCAGCAUUAGCCGAUGCGGGAGCACAGACGUUCGCACUGGAUGUCACUGCACCUGUGGAUGAAAUAAAUGGGUUUGUGCAGGGAGCGCUCGGGGUCUAUGGUCGAAUUGAUGUCCUGCUGAGCAAUGCCGGUUUUGUUCACACAGGAGGGGUAGAAGAAACGAAGAUUGAGGAAGACGAGAGUGUUUUCAGGACGAAUGUCUUUGGGCCUUUGAACCUUGCUCGCGCAGUUCUUCCAUCCAUGCGUUCCCACCGAUCGGGAAGUAUAGUGUUCGUUUCCUCAAUGGCUGCUUGGGUUGGCUCUGCAGCACUGGGGACCUAUGCUGCAUCUAAAGCAGCAUUAUCAAUAUAUGCGGAAGCACUUCGGGAUGAAGUUGCAGAAUUUGGAAUUCAAGUCAGCGCCCUUGAGCCCGGAGCCUUCCGCUCAGAUCUUCUUGGCUCAAAGAACAUGAAAGGGCCUUCUCGUCGCAUCAAGGACUAUGAAGGAUCCAAAAUUCGUACAAAAGAAUCUCAGAUUGGACAACUUGACCAGACUCAACCUGGGGAUGUGCACAAGGGGGCAAAGGUGAUGGUGGAUAUUAUCCUUGGAACUGGGGUUGCUCAAGGGAAGAAUCUUCCAGGAAGACUCAUUAUUGGAAGUGAUGCAUAUGAAUUGAUCAAGUCUGUAUGUGAGAACCAUGCUGAAAUAUUUGACCACUGGAAAUCUAUCAUAACCCAGACAGACCACCAGUGA
Molecule: messenger RNA, 852 nt
Organism: Penicillium cinerascens
Lineage: Eukaryota; Fungi; Ascomycota; Eurotiomycetes; Eurotiales; Aspergillaceae
Product: SDR family oxidoreductase
Exons: 2
Coding region: 1-852 (283 amino acids)
Molecular function (GO): oxidoreductase activity
Source: RefSeq, a predicted model, not a curated record